AUGAUUUAUGGUAACCCAGCUACUAAACAACCAAUAGGUCCUAGUUCUAGGGUUUUGGAUACUAACUUUUCUACUUCGAAUGCAGUUGUGUCAGUAAACCAGGGAAAGCAAGGAGAUGAGAAGUCUGAGUCUAAUAAAUUGGUGUCUAAGUUUGGUGUUCCCAUUUGUGAUGAGUUUGUGUCUAAUGUUAAGAUUGAUGUUUUUUUCUGUGAUGAUGUGAUGUCAAACUUAAAUGCUUCUGAUGUUUCUAAUGUUGUUUUUGUAAAAUCCACUGAAUCUGAUGCUAACACAUCCACAUCUUCUACAUCCGUCACACACUCUAACUCAUGCAAUUUCACAUGUGGGAAGGUUAGAAAGUUCCAUAAGAGCAUUAGAUCUGAAAAUGGCAAUACCAGGUCUAAAAAUAAUAAGCAAAUUUGCUUCAACUGUGGUACUGCCGGCCACAUUGCUCGAAAUUGUCCUAAUAGGGCAUUUGUGCAUUUUUCCUCUCCAAGGAAAGAGAAUAAGUCUCAAGGAAGGUCUUUAACUAGAAAUUCCUCGAGAUCUCGCCCUCGACAUGAUGAUUGGAAGGUUAAUCAUAACAAGAAAAGGGACAAUUUUCAAACGAAUAAACAAGAUUUCAAUAAUAAAGUCUCAAAUAGUUUGCCACAAUUGAACAACGCUAAGCCAAGGUCGGUUUCGUCAAAGAGCGUCUAUGGAUCUUCAACCACUUCUGGUGGAAAAUCCAAAUGCUCAAAGCAAACUGAAAAGAAAAAUGUUUCAAAAUCACCCGUGACUUUUAAGAAACCUAAAUAUCAGUUGGUGCCCAAAUUAACUUCCAACCAAUCAUCAUCAUCCUCUGAAAGUGUCUUAAAUGAUGAUUUAAAAUCAAAAGGUUCAAAAGAUAAAUAUGUGAUCGUAAAGGGUCAACCCAGGAAAGUAAUGACCAGGGUCCCUAAAUCUAAAUGA
Molecule: messenger RNA, 948 nt
Organism: Lactuca sativa (garden lettuce)
Lineage: Eukaryota; Viridiplantae; Streptophyta; Magnoliopsida; Asterales; Asteraceae
Source: RefSeq, a predicted model, not a curated record